Symbiodinium necroappetens is the source of this 2373-nucleotide messenger RNA. The record is from the annotation of a GenBank genome assembly. Lineage: Eukaryota; Dinophyceae; Suessiales; Symbiodiniaceae.
AUGACCGAGCCCAUAGAUAGCCCCGACAAUACCCACCUUAAAGACAGCGAACGCUGGAUUGUUCGCAACGGUGUUGGGGUGCAGAUCAUGGAGACCCUUGCUGUUGGCGCAUUUUUAACCGCGCUGGCCGUGCAGCUUGGUGCGCCAAACUGGAUGAUUGGCGCACUCGCGGCCAUUCCACAUAUCGCCCAGGUUGCGCAGGUACCUGCGUUAUGGACUGUAGAACGGUUACGCAAACGGCGAAUGAUUUACCUGAUCAGCGGCAUGAUCGCGCGACCAAUGCUGUUGGUGAUUGCUGUGGCAGCAGUGGUAUAUACCGGCAUGCAGGCGUUAUGGCUGAUUCUGUUAGCCUUUGCCAUUCGCUAUGCGGCCGGCGCUUUUCUGAGCUGCUCCUGGAACAGCUGGAUGCGGGAUCUCGUGCCGGAUGCAGAAAUGGGUCGCCUGUUCAGCAACCGUCAGCAGAAAAUGAUCGGUGUGGGCAUCCUGUUCAGCCUCCUGGCAGCCGCCUUCAUUGACCUGUGGAAACAAUUUUCCGGUCUGCCCACAGAAUACGCUUAUGCAACGGUGUACACCCUGGCCUUUAUUGGUGGCAGCUACUCUGUCAUUUGCGCGCGGAAGAUCUUCGAACCUGUCAUGGAACCCUCCCACGCGCACAUAAUCAGCCACCUCAGGGCACCUUUCGCCAACCGUAAUUACCGGCGCCUGAUCAGCUUCCUGGCGAGCUGGAAUUUUGCCGUCAAUCUGGCUGCGCCCUUCUUUACGGUUUAUAUGCUCAAACGACUGGAAUACGAACUGACCUUGGUUAUUGCGUUUGCCACCCUCAGCCAGAUCGCUUCAUUCCUGACCGUCCGCUAUUGGGGCAGCAUUGCAGAUCAUUUCAGCAAUAAGGUUGUGCUGGCUACCUGUUGCCCGGUGUUCAUCCUGAGCAUCUUUGCCUGGACAUUCACCACCCUGCCCGAGCCGCACGGAUUCACGAUCCCGUUACUGAUUCUUAUUCAUAUCGCGACGGGCUUCGCCGUUGCCGGUGUGAAUCUGGCUUCUGGCAACAUCGCGCUCAAACUAGCGCCCAUUGGCGGGUCUACUGCCUACCUUGCCAGUAGUUCAAUGGUGAACGCGACGGCUGCCGGUAUUGCGGCGCUGUUAGGCGGAAUCGCCGUUGACCUGUUUUCUUCCUGGGAACUGGGCCUGACGAUUCAUUGGCAGAGCGAGGCGAAUAACCUGCAACUGGAGGCCAUGAACUUCAGCCAUUGGGAUUUCUUUUUCUUAUUUUCAACUCUGGUGGGCCUGUACUCUUUACACCGAUUGUCGUUAGUCGAGGAAAAAGGACUGCGCGCCGCAUCGGAAUUCCCCCUCGACGGUUUGACACACAUAAUGACUGACUAUAAAAAUCGUGAAAUACACCUGACGUCUCGGCCGAAUGGUCUGCCGGUGCCUGAAAAUUUUGGCCUGAUAGAAACCAACGUAUCCAGCGACGACGGCGAUGUGCUGCUAAAAAAUAUUUACAUGUCCGUCGACCCCGCCAUGCGCCCGCCGCUGACCAAUGGACAGACAAAGCUGGACGAACCUAUGAUGGGCGGUGCUAUUGGCAAAGUUCUACACAGCAGCAACCCCGACCAUGCCGUUGGCAGCUAUGUUAUCCACCGUGCAGGUUUUCGCGAAUAUCAUGUCAGUGACAGCAGCGAUUUGCGGACCAUCACGCUGCAGGAUGAACCCCUCUCCACACACCUGCACGUGCUUGGCGGCACCGGUCUGACUGCCUAUGGCGGCUUGCUGGUUACAGGCGAGUUGAAAGACUCGGAAAAUGUAUUUGUAUCCGCAGCCGCAGGCGCUGUCGGCAGCGUGGUGUGUCAGAUCGCCAAAAUCAAAGGUUGCCGGGUAGCCGGCAGCUGCGGCUCCCAGGAGAAGGUCGACUACCUGCUCAACGAACUGGGUAUAGACUAUGCCUUCAACUACAAAACCCAGGAUAUCCGUAAGUCUUUACGCGAAGGUUUACCGAAUGGCAUUGACGUCUAUUUCGAAAACGUCGGCGGUGAACACCUCGACGCGGCGUGCGGCCAGAUGCGCCCGUUAGGUCGCAUCCCGGUGUGUGGCAUGAUCUCGGCCUACAAUAACAAAGGUGCGCGUUCAGAGGGCGUCACCACGCUCUCAAAUAUGAUUUAUAACCGCGUCACGAUGAAAGGUUUUGUGGUCUACGAAUUCGAACAUCUGCGCGAGCAAUUCCUGACAGAUAUGCGCAAAUGGAUAGCUGCCGGGCAAAUGAAAUACAGCGAAACGAUCAUGCAGGGUAUCGAACAGGCACCGGCGGCAUUGAUCGGCUUACUCAAGGGUGAAAACACCGGCAAGAUGCUGGUUCAACUAUCAGAGGAUCUCUGA